Ogataea philodendri is the source of this 1569-nucleotide messenger RNA. RefSeq lists its product as uncharacterized. The record is from RefSeq and is a predicted model, not a curated record. Lineage: Eukaryota; Fungi; Ascomycota; Pichiomycetes; Pichiales; Pichiaceae. The transcript has a single exon. The coding region runs from base 1 to 1569 and encodes 522 amino acids.
AUGAACGAGAAUUACACGAUCAGGCGCAUACGUCGCGUGUUGCGGAAGUGGCCCGCCGAAAAGCUACCACAGCUCACGAUUUCUGGAGCAUACACUUGCCAAGCACCGUACUUUUCUCGGUCAUUGCUUUGGAAGACUGUUGCGUUUCAAGUCACAGGACACUGUGCAGAUCUUGGACUCAGCAGGUUGAAGGAUUAUAGAAAAGACUACGAGAUUUUGAGAAGCGAAUUUCCUGUUCCAUGGAACGAGCUGGACGAGGAUCAUGAGUUCUAUCAAAAACUCACCAUUGAAGGUGAUUUGAGUGAUAGUUUUGGCAAAAAGAUGAAAAUCUCUAGGAUACGUGUUGAACACGAUCCAUUGAGCGGACCGAAAAAACACAAAGCGACAGACAUACAGACAUUAGAGAGCCUAGUAGCCGACGUAAACAGGCUAUUUCCUCAAAAGCAGGAAUAUUUCAUCGAGAGUAUUUCCAACAGACAACAAUUGAUUGAGAUUCUAUUCAUAUGGUGGAAAUUGAACGGAGGCCACUAUUCACAAGGACUUCACGAGCUGGCAGGGAUCAUUUUUAUUGCUGUUCAGACAGAAUCCAUCAAUGCCGACAAGCUGGUCGACCCUGACCCAGAAGCCAAACAGGUAGCAACAUUGAUGGACUCCAAGUAUUUGACACAUGAUGUGUUCAAUAUUUUCAACAAGCUUUCGAGCACAUUGAUCACUCUAUACUACGACGAGACCUCGCUACUUCAAGAAAGUAUCAAAUUUGAUCUAAAGCUUCGUCUGAUUGAUAAGUAUCAAUAUCACCUGUUGAAGAAUAAGCUACGGAUCGACUCCUCGAUAUGGCUCAUUAGAUACUUUCGUUUGCUUCUGAUCAGAGAGAUAGGUCUGGAGAAUUCUUUUGAACUAUGGGACAAAUUGAUCGCUUUCUCAUACACUCAAAACUCAGACUCGAUGGAUCUUAGUUUGUUGCUACCAUAUUUGAUUAUUCUGCUCCUGUCGAUAAUCAAGAGCAGGCUGAUCAUCUCUGACUAUGGGGAAGCAUUGUUCUUGCUUUUACACUAUCCUAUUGACGACAAAUACAAAAGACAGCCAAUUUCAUCGGCGAUACUUGUCAACGACGAUCUUAGCUCUCCAACAGAAGAACUUUCUUUCACAUACAUCGAGGAAAACCACCAAGCCAAGCAUUCCAACUCAUUUGAGCUAGAGCCGGACCAGUCCGAAGACUCUGAUUUAGUUUCGUUGGAUAUUUCGCAGCUGGCAAACGAUGCAAUCGUUCUGUUUCAAUUGUCAGACCAAGACCUGGGAGCACAGGGAUCCAAGAUAAUUGAGAGAUAUUCUGGACUAUCAAACGAAGAGGACAAGCAGGGAACUCUCACCGCAAACCCAGUUAAGAAACGUAGACCGUCAGCUUUUAGAGAUCUGCUGACACGCUCGACAUCAUGGAACAAAUCUAAGGGCUCCCAACUGAAGGAAACUAAAAAACCGCCAGCUCCGAAGAAAGAUUUUGACAGAACAAGACUUGAAUUGCGAUUGGCAAGCAAAGUCUCACAAGCACUCAAAGCUGAUAAGAAAUAA